CACUGUGGCAAAACAUCUUGCAAUCGCCAAAAUCACGCGUCCCAUGCGCUGAAGCACUCGAACAUGAUAGUAGAAUUUCCACCUUGUCUUGCGCCACCCCUCGAUACAGGCCCGUCAUGGUGCUCUGUCGCAUUCGAUUGAACUGUCUGGAUCACUAUCAAGCAUACCCUGGACCCCUCGAUCCUCCACUAUGGGGUGAUCCAUCAUUGCUUUCGCAAAGGAAUCUUCCUCAAGUACCCGUCGUCCGAGUCUUUGGCGCCACCGAGACUGGACAGAAAGUGUGUUUACACAUCCACGGCGCAUUCCCGUACCUCUACCUCGAAUACAAUGGUCCGCUUGAUCGCACCUCGGUCGACGAAAACAUUGCAGCUCUACGACUGUCUAUAGAUCAUGCGCUCGCCGUGUCGUAUAGAAGAAAUAUCCAAGAUGGCAAAGCCGUCUUUGUCGCCCACAUAAGCCUUGUCAAAGGUGUACCCUACUUUGGCUAUCAUGUCGGAUACAAGUACUUCCUCAAGGUCUACCUCCUCAACCCGUCCAACAUGACUCGCCUGUCAGAUCUUCUACACCAAGGAGCCAUACUGAAACAAGUCUUCCAACCAUAUGAGAGUCACCUUCAAUUCCUUGCUCAAUGGAUGUGCGACUUCAACUUGUAUGGCUGUAACUACAUCGACACAGACAAUCCUUUCUUCCGCGAUCCAGUGCCUGCUGUCGAGGAUCUUGUCAACCCUCAUCACGAAUGGCAUGAUCGGUCAAUACCAGACGCUCAGCGUCUACAUCCGGACUCUUUUCCCCGUCAAAGCCACUGCAGUCUCGAAGUCGACAUCCGUGUACAAGAUAUUCUGAACCGGGAGGAAGUCAAGGAUAGAUCUCUGCACCAUGACUUUGUCGAACGUCUCAAUCACCUGGCUCCCGAGGAAAAGUUUGUACAAUCCAUGGCUGGCCUAUGGAGAGAUGAGACCAUCCGACGGAAGAAGCGUAUGGGUAUCUCAAACCCUGGUAGCAGCCCCUUCCCUCCCGAAGUCCUGGUCUCCAUGUCGCAUGAUCCAAGGAAUACUGAAAACGCUGGCUGGAUACACGAGGAAGAGUUUCGGAAACUUGUCGAAGAGAUUGCAAAGGAUGAACGCGACAGAAUGGGCGGAGACGCCCCAUCGUUCGACACAUUCGUUAAGCCUCGCGAGGAAGAGUUCCCGGUUCAGACCACUCUAGAGAGCGUGGAGGAGCUCUUUCACGAGAGGUGGCAGAUCACCUCCGCUGACGGGCCUGUAAACCUGACGCAGAAGCUGGCCAAUGAAAGUUUCGAUUUUGGAGAUGCACUUGUUGAUGAAGCAAGUAUUCUUCAGCUGGUAUCUGACGAGCCGUCCUACGAGUCUGACGAAGAGGUAGCACGCGAAAUUGCCUUGACUCAAGCUCAACAAUCUAAGCAAAACGCUGCACCCGAUGUCGAGGCUGACGACGAGACACGCCCUGAUGGGGAAGAUUAUGCCAAGCAGUUUUCGGAUCCUUUAGACUCAAUGUCUACUGUAUCAAUACCACGAACUUCUCAAUCGAUACGUGAUCACGAACCAGUUGCUCCACUAUCAGAAGCUCAGGCAGCCGGAACUCCACACGGAAAGAAGCGUCAGCUAACCAAUGGCGAGACUUCUGUCAAGAGACGUAAAGUCGUUGGCUUUGCAGAAGACCCUCAAGACAAGCCUGAAGAAGUCGCACAAGUCAAGCGCAAGAACUUCAAGGUCAAAGACUGCGCGACCGCAUCGCAAUUGAUGGCUGAUGGUGAUGAUGAGCAAGAAAGCGACUUGCUUCGUGACCUCCCCCCUGCAUCUACGCAGCUACCGAACAGUCAAGACAGCAGCCAGCGGAGAGUUUCUCAAUCAUAUCCGACCAUCAAGAAUCCACAUGAUCCUGAUACCAUGCUGCGUCUCAGUCAAAGAGACGAUUUACCGGGUGAGAGGAAUCCUGUCACGCCAGCCAAGUCGAGUCAGGCUCAUCGUCAUGAGCUGUCAUCUUCAAAUUGGGCUAGGUCAAAGUACACAGCAAACGCCACCCCUUCAAAGAAGGCUCCCAUAUCUCCGGCUGCUAGAAAGCUAGCAAGCACUUACUGCCAGAGCUUUGGAGAAGGCGCUAAUGGCGUUGUCAUCCUCGGUCAGACGCCGCCGAAGAGGGAGGAAGUCUCAGUUUCAAUGAUUGAACAUGGUGCGCCACCUGUCAUCUACCAAGACGCUUACUACAGCGAUGAGCAAGAUGUGCCAGAGCGUGCUCGAGAAUAUGCUGGACAGGAGUUCAAGCUUGAGAGUAACACUGUUCCAUUUCUUCCUGAUUUCGACGCCACUGGCGGAUCUGAUGCUUCUAGAGGAGCUAAGGUCCCCAUUGUACUAGACAAGGCAAAAGAAGAGCUUGAGCAUCAAGCUAGGAGGAAAGACUGCUUCCUUCAGCGCUGGGAGAUUGAAGCUCGUCCUCCAUCAUUCUUGGAAGUUCAAGACUGGAUGCAAGCCUCACGUCUAACUGUAGAGGAUGUUCCAGAUGAUGAUGAUGGUGAAGUGGACCAUCCCCUGUCACAACAAGACUUUCUUAAGCGGACCAAAACCAUGCUUUCGCAGAUCGAGGGCCCGACACAAAGGAAUAAGCAUGGCUUCAAGUUCUCUCAGAGGAAAAAGUUGACAAGCGUACAGCAUGAGGUACAAUACAUGUCUAUCAUGAGUCUUGAAGUGCAUGUUAACUCACGCGGCGAUCUCGCUCCUGAUCCUGAACACGAUGAGAUCUCUUGCAUUAUCUGGUCACUGAAAGCUGAUGAUGCUGAUCUCGUUGGCAAUGCGGGCCAUGACGAUAAAUAUGUUGGUAUGAUUGUGCUAUCAGGCGACGACGACUUGACUGAACGCAUGAGGAAGCAAGUAGGCGUCGACGUCGAAGAGGAAGACAAUGAACUUGACGUCCUCAACCGACUUGUGGACAUUGUACGCGAAUAUGACCCUGAUAUCCUUACUGGCUACGAAGUACACAACACUUCGUGGGGCUACCUCAUUGAACGUGCUCGUCUUCAGUACGAGUUCAACCUCUGCGAAGAGCUUUCUCGUGUCAGAUCACAGUCUCAUAGUCGCUUCGGCAAAGAUGCAGACAAGUGGGGCUUUGAGCAUACAUCAACGAUCCGCAUUACUGGCAGACACAUGAUCAACAUCUGGCGUGCUAUGCGAGGUGAGCUCAACCUGCUGCAGUACACCAUGGAGAACGUCGUGUUUCACCUUCUUCACAAGCGCAUCCCGCAUUACUCGUUUGCAGACCUGACGACAUGGUACAAAAGCUCGAAGCCUCGAGAUCUAGCCAAAGCUCUAGACUAUUUCAUUACUCGUGUCCAGCUCGACUUGGAGAUUCUGGAUGCAAACGAGCUUGUUCCUCGUACUUCUGAACAAGCUCGUUUGCUUGGUGUCGACUUCUUCAGCGUCUUUAGUCGAGGCUCUCAAUUCAAGGUCGAGUCACUGAUGUUCCGUAUUGCCAAGCCCGAGUCUUUCGUCCUCGUUUCUCCUAGUCGAAAGCAAGUCGGUCAACAGAAUGCUCUGGAAUGUCUACCGCUGGUCAUGGAGCCACAGAGUGCUUUCUACAACAGCCCUCUGCUGGUUUUGGACUUCCAAAGUCUGUACCCUAGUGUUAUGAUUGCUUACAACUAUUGCUAUUCUACAUGUCUCGGCCGCAUUACAGCCUGGCGAGGUCAGAACAAGAUGGGAUUCACCGACUUCAAACGCGAACCUGGAUUACUUGAUCUAGUCAAAGACAAACUCAACAUCUCUCCAAAUGGUAUGAUGUACGUCAAGCCAGAGAUGCGCAAAUCACUGCUCGCGAAGAUGUUGGGUGAAAUUCUCGAAACCAGAGUGAUGGUCAAAUCAGGCAUGAAGGUCGACAAAGACGACAAGACAUUGCAGCAGCUUCUCAACAACAGACAACUUGCGCUCAAACUCAUUGCCAAUGUCACUUACGGCUACACAUCUGCCUCCUUCUCUGGUCGUAUGCCAUGUUCCGAGAUCGCCGACUCAAUUGUUCAGACUGGCAGAGAAACACUGGAGAAAGCUAUCGCACUCAUCCACUCCGUAUCAAAAUGGGGCGCCGAAGUCGUCUAUGGCGACACUGACUCUUUAUUUGUCUACCUUAAAGGACGUUCAAAGGACGAAGCUUUCAAGAUUGGCGACGAGAUAGCGAAAGCAGUCACCGAUAUGAACCCUCGACCCAUCAAACUGAAAUUUGAGAAAGUCUACCACCCUUGUGUCCUCUUGGCGAAAAAGCGCUACGUCGGCUUCAAGUACGAACAUCCUUCGCAAACAGAACCUGAUUUCGACGCCAAAGGUAUUGAGACAGUCCGCAGAGACGGCACGCCCGCGGAACAAAAAAUCGAGGAAAAGGCAUUGAAGUUGCUGUUCCGCACGGCAGACUUAUCUCAGGUGAAAGCUUACUUCCAAUCUCAAUGCCAUAAAAUUCAACUCGGCAAAUUCAGCAUUCAAGACUUCUGUUUCGCCAGAGAAGUCAAGCUGGGCAGUUACUCAGACAAAGGACCUGCACCCCCAGGCGCCCUCAUUGCAACGAAGAGAAUGCUCAAAGAUCCUCGCCAGGAACCACAGUAUGGCGAACGUGUACCUUACGUCGUUAUCGCAGGUGGUCCUGGAGCUAGACUUUUCGAACGUUGCGUCGAACCUGAACGGUUGCUCUUCGACGAACACGCCGAGCUGGACGCUGAAUACUACAUUUCCAAAAACCUCAUUCCACCGCUAGAGCGUAUUUUCAAUCUCGUAGGCGCAAAUGUCCGCGCUUGGUGGGAUGAAAUGCCUAAAGUCCAACGCGUACGAAACAUUGGCGGUGGAGGGAGCAAAGCAGGGGGUACCCACAAGACCAUGGAAUCAUACAUGGCCACCUCCACCUGCGUAGUCUGCCGCGUCAAACUCGCCCCCAUAGCUCCAAUACCCGGUCAAAUCGUCCUACCUCUGUGCUCCAAAUGUGCGAAGACGCCGGCAUUGACGCUUUCGAUUCUAAGAGCAAAAUUGCAAGCGGCGCAUAGCAAGAAAACGGAUUUGGACAGAGUGUGUAGGAGUUGUGCUGAUGUACCCAUGGGCGAUGAGGUGAAGUGCGACAGUAGGGAUUGUCCUGUCUUUUAUUCUAGAAUUAAAGCUGGGGCGAAGGUCAAGGCGUUGAGUGGAAGGUUGGAAGGUGUUAUUGAGGCUGUGGAAAAGCAGGAAGAGAAGAGGUUCAGGGAGUUGGAGUGGUAAACAUGGGGUUUUGUAGGUUCUUCGAAGAAUUUCCACCCUCAUACAGUCAAUAUCAUUGCUGUCCCAUUGGCUGCGCUAUUUCGCAUCGCUUCUAGCCUUGCUGCGACAUGAUGCGUGCGCGAUUUCAUUACCACGGUCUAAACACC
Aureobasidium pullulans EXF-150 is the source of this 5386-nucleotide messenger RNA. Its product is annotated as putative DNA polymerase zeta catalytic subunit. The record is from RefSeq and is a predicted model, not a curated record. Gene Ontology annotation, molecular function: nucleotide binding; DNA-directed DNA polymerase activity; DNA binding. The transcript has a single exon. Lineage: Eukaryota; Fungi; Ascomycota; Dothideomycetes; Dothideales; Saccotheciaceae. Gene Ontology annotation, biological process: double-strand break repair via homologous recombination; error-prone translesion synthesis. Gene Ontology annotation, cellular component: zeta DNA polymerase complex; nucleus. Bases 117 to 5240 code for a protein of 1707 amino acids.